CAACUGGCAGACCGGUGCGCCCGCGCAGCGCCUUCCGCCCGCGCCGCCCGCGCGCUCCGCCGCCAUACCUAGUCCGCGGGCCGCGCCGGACGGACGUAUGCGGUAGCUCGGGGUCCAAGCUCUGCAGUAUUGCACUUUGUGAACCAUCACCUGUCGCCCGCGACACUCCUUCCACCCAGUGCUCCCGACUGAAUUACCUUUACAGUGUAAAACGUACAGAUUUCUCUCACAAAAACCAGUGAGCGGGGAAGGCUACAUUCCAAACCGGUGUCGUUCUUUAAUGGACGAAGUGUGUUACUACUGUGUGUGUGUGUUGUUACUUAGAAGUGACUGGUUUAGUGGCUUAAUGUAGCCCCGCUCUGCGAACUAGAUAAAUAAACAAAUAAACUGUGCUUGCGCCACGCGGUCGGGCCAUAAUGUAAAGUUUUCCGAACUUAAAGCUGUUCAGAGAUAAAGCUAACAUGGCUCGCGGCGCGUUGAGUGAGAACGAACGCCCCUGCUUGGACGCGGGCGCUAAACUACAAGAGCGAUUGCAGGAGACAGAGACCAGCAAGUCUAACGGACUGAGGGUCCGCUUUCUCGACGAGGAGGGGAAGACCGAGAGGACGGUCAGCGCCGACGUCGUCGACUGCGCCGUCUCGAGAGUCAAAAAGAUACACAUUUUAAAGAACAGAAGCUCUAGCGAAACUAGCAUACUCCUCAGAAACCCGUCUCUCAUAAAGAGGCCGCUGAGCUCCGAGCGCCGAUACAGCGACGGACACACCGACUCUUUGAACAACAACUCCCUCAGAGAGAAUCUCAAUGGAAAACAUAUCGAUCAAAGUAGCUCCGAAAAGGAUGAUCGAGAAGCGGACCAAACCAAAGACAGCCAGAGCUUUAAGAAGAACUGCAACGUGUACAGCGUGAACCAGGCGAAGACUUUGACUCCGGAGAGGAAGAAAUCUCAUCAACUGACGAUUCCGAGAUUGAUCGCGCACAAGGAACACGACCAUGUAAAGUCCACUCUACCGGCGGAGGUCUGUCUAGCUGAUGGUGCUUCUGGGAAGGACUUCACGGCGCGUGCGAUCGGAAGACUUUCGCGGGGAAUAGGACGCCUCCUUCGUCGUACGAACAGCGUGCGAAUCAGCGAACCAGACCCGAUGUACAAAGUGGCGUACCUCGGCAACGUCCUCACCGGCUGGGCUAGAGGUGAAAGCUGCAUAGAGAAACCGCUCGCGACGCUGUGGAGGAACUACCAGCAGUCCACGAAGCCCGACGUGGUGAUGAAGCUGUCCGUCACCAACUCCGGCCUCAAGGGCUUCACCAAAGAACACGGCCUCACCGAGUACUGGUCCCACCGCAUCACGUACUGCGCCAGCCCGCCGCACUACCCCAAGCUGUUCUGCUGGGUGUACCGCCACGAGGGCAAGAAGCUCAAACACGAACUGCGCUGCCACGCCGUUCUCUGCACCAAAGAAUCCGUAUCAAAGAAAAUAACCGAGGAACUACAGAUCAAACUCAAACAGGCGCUAGUCGAAUUCAAAAAGGACAGAAUCUCCAAACAGAACGCGCGGCUCAGCCUCGCCAACAGCGUGUACGACAACCCGAGCAUGCCUCGCAGGAAGAUCCUGCUGAGCGUGGGCGCCAUGAACUACAGACCGCCGCUGGAGCGGUCCAAGUCCGCUCCUAAACUCGGUGCCAUUGAGGAACUCUGCUCGGAAGAAGACGAAGAAGAAGCGGAACUGAACGCGAAGAAGGAGCACUGUCAGCUCACAGGCCUGUCCACGACGCAAACUCUGGACAGGCGGCGAGCUGAAAUGUUGUCACCUCGCAAGCUGUCGUGUCCCGAGGGAGUGAUGGACCGGAUGCUCCUGCAGACCGAGAAGACCAAGGCGGAAGCGACUGAAAAUCUAUUAAACUUGCUCGCACAAGAGAGCAAAUUACAGGCGGAUAUAGAACGCCGACAUAAAACUAGUCAAGAUGAUACCGAAAAACAGGAAUCGAGGUUAAAAACGUUGGAGUCGAUCGAGGAGACCGACGUACUGAACGACAGUCUGAUCGUGAUAAGCGACGACAGGAAGAAUCUGCUGCUAUCUCAAAGUAACUACCUCGUCACGGAUAGCGACGAUGGGUCAGUUUCUUCGGGCUGCGAGACGGCGAGCACGGUCACCUCGUCCGACGCCGAGCCGUCGUCGCUUCCUUCGCAGUUCUCUCACGAGGAGAUGCACAAGGAGCUGGACAGCGACGAGGAGCGGCUGCCCGUCUUCGGCAGGAUGCGCACCUUCGAAAGCGCAUCGCUCAGAAACGGUAGUAGGUGUUACACGAACUCCAUCCACAGCCUCAGCGCCAGCGACGCGAGUGGUGCGGCGUCUUCGGACGAAGUCCUCCACGUGCCGAUCGGCGAGAAGAACGCCUUCCGCCGCCGGUGCACGUACCCCCCGCUGCGGGGCGACUCCGGCAUCCUGGAGAGCAAGUUCGAGAGUCUCAUCGACAACUUGACCGACGUGGACAGCUUGACGUCCAGCGCCGAAAACGAGGUGUUCAAGAACACCGGUGACAAUGACAGCGCGUGCAGCGACGAAUCUGGUUAUUCCGAACUGCUCGAUGGCAAGGAAAGUAUUAUCGGCAAUACCAUUAUGGUCUAACCGAUGGUGAGAAAGAGCCACAGCAAUGCACGGUACCGCUAACUUUUAUUUAGGAUUACCUUGAGAGCCUUUUCACACGACUAUAUUUUCUCGCGCAAUCUAUAAAUAACAUUAUAUUUGCAUAAUUAUUAAUUUUUUUAUGGCUAACCUAAGUAACACCAAUAAAAAAGUAAUAUAUGUAUAUAUAUACAUAUAACACCAAUAUAAAAGUAAUAAUAUGGCAAUGCUAUUGAGGUAAUGCCAUAACUCAUAUUAGAGUUAUGGCAUUACCUCAAUAGCAUUGCCAUAUUAUAACAAAGAGUUUUACAAACUGUACUAGGACAUGUAAUGAUAAUGAUCUGGUUUAUCAAUAUAGUCACAAUAAUUGGCACACCACGCAAGGUGCAGGACUACAUCACAUUAAUUUUGUUCUGUGUCUGUCAGUCAGACAUACCUCUGUUAUUAUUAAAAUAAUAAUAUUAAUGAUUUUCAUUGUGCAAAUUAUAUUAUAAAAGUAAACACGAAAUAAAUAUUUUAAGGAGAUUAUAAAAUUCUAUUUUAUUGUAAAAACCAAGAAGUAAUAUUUUAUAAUUUAGAAAAUUCUCGUUGUGUAAAUGUGGUUGCGUUGAAAGGCUUGCCUACCUACUUCUUUAUUACUAGAUUUAAAUGUAAAUAACAGGGUACAUAAUGUACUUUAUCCAGUUGACAUACUGUGUUUAGAUGAAUCUAUAUGUAUAUAUUGUAAUAUAGUUUGUAAAAUUUGAUUUUACGAAUAUUAAAUAUAGAUAAUUAAUAAUUAUUAUUAUAGAUAAAAAGAUUUUUGGAGAUUUUUAUUACUUGCGUUGGAACUUUAUCUCGAAUGACCGUUUUGUUAAAUAAUUAAUUAUUUAUCGCUUGUAUUAUUACUAGUUAGUUAUUGUAAAGUUUAGAUGCAAUUUUUGAUGUUUAUCGGGUCAAUAUGAAUCUGUUAUAUCAUAAAUAUUCUACUCGAGGUCUAGAGGUACUUACACAUUCCACUUUACAUUAUACACCGUUUGUUAUGUUGGGUCAACCACGUCUGUAGGGAGGAACAUUAACAGAUAAUAAAUGUAAGAAAAAUAUUU
Messenger RNA from Bicyclus anynana (squinting bush brown), 3706 nucleotides. RefSeq lists its product as uncharacterized. Bases 462 to 2624 code for a protein of 720 amino acids. Lineage: Eukaryota; Metazoa; Arthropoda; Insecta; Lepidoptera; Nymphalidae. The record is from RefSeq and is a predicted model, not a curated record. The transcript is spliced from 2 exons.